UUUCGUUUUAUUGUAUGGUAUCACCUGUAGCUUCGGUAAAACUGUACGGCGAACUGCUAUCUGAAGUCAUGAAUUUCCUCUUAAGCGGGUGGAAGUGACUCUACCACAUAAGUAGUUUUGAACGAAAACAGUUACCAUCGUUUAAAAGUGGCUUAAUCAAUUUCGUAUGCAUUUCACAACGAGAACUUUGUUCUUCUUGCCCUGGUUACUUCAGGUUGCUGUUUCAGAUGCAAAGACUGAAGUUCUUGGGGUUUCACCUAAAGAACUUAACUUGUACCAGCCAGAUGAGAAUGGGAACUGGAAAUGUCUCAAUUCUUCCAAAGUCAUUUCAUUUUCGCAAGUGAAUGAUGAUUAUUGUGAUUGCCCUGACGGCUCUGACGAACCUGGCACAUCGGCAUGUCAAAAUGGUCGCUUCUUUUGCGUAAAUAAAGGCUACAUUAGCACAUACAUUCCAUCAAAUCGUGUAAACGAUGGACUUUGCGACUGUUGCGAUGGUUCGGAUGAAUACAUGGAAAUUGUACACUGUGAAAAUACAUGCAAUGAAAAGGCAGCUGUUUACCUUGAUGAAUUGAACGAACAUAAUAAUCAAGUCCGCAAAGGAAUUGAUAUAAGAAAUGAAUGGGUCCGUGCAGCUGAGGUUAAGAAUGAGGAAUUGAAGAAAAUUUAUGAUGAGAACAACUCUAAAAUGCUUGCGACCAUGAAGCGGAAGAACGAGCUUCAAGCACAACUUGACAGAAUGAUGCGCGAGAACGUUGACAUCACUCAAUUGCUGAAUGACGAUCUUUCUUCAAUGAAAGAGACUGUUGACCUUUUGCUUCUUGAACGCAGCGAGUUCAUUAAGCGUAUGAAGAUUCUUGAAGACAUCUUGAAAGAUAUGGCCAGCGGCUACAAUCCCAAUUAUCAAGAUAUGGCCGUAAAGGAUGCUGCCUCCCGUUGGAAGGAAGUUGAGAACGACAAGUUGGACCUUCUUGUUGAGGAAGGCCCCACUGCUGAGCUCGUUGAUGCUGUGGAAGAGCAUUUGGCUAUGGUGCCUGUACUGAAGGCAAAAGAAGUUAAGAAGCAAAAGGAAGCCUCGAAUGGUCUUAUCGAUCAAACGAAGCAAUUGCUCUUCUCUGCCGCCGAAAGUGUUCCUUUUCUUAAUAACCUUGUUAGCGGAAAAAAGGAAACAGAGGGUCAUGAUUCUGAAGUUUCAUCAAAGGCGCUUGAACGACUCGAGCACCAAUUGAACGAAGUGAAAUAUCAAUACGAUGAUUUACAAAGUGAACAGGCAAGAUUAUUCGAGGACAUGAACGAACCUCAUGGCUGGGACGAUAUAUACCGCGUGCUUAAGGGCAUGGAAACUAAAGCUAAGUCAGGCGAUUACGAAUACAGAAUACGUUUUUACGAAACCGUUUUCCAAGACGAUAUUUCAUUAGGUGAAUUUGUUGAACAAGAAGGAAACAUACUUAAAUAUGCUAAUGGACAAAAAUGCUGGAACGGCCCCCCGAGAUCUGCCCAAGUUAAAGUCGAGUGUGGAAAGAGUAACGAAAUUAUAAGUGUACUCGAAGCACAAAAAUGUGAGUAUCUUAUCCAAAUGCUCAGUCCAGCUGCCUGUUCUACUACUCUGUACAGAAAGUCUUUGAUUACAGAAGCAAAUGAGCAUCCUACGCCCGAAACCAUUGCCGAAAAUGAUGAACUGUGAAGCCGCACCUUUAUAGAUUGAAAUUAGCCAGAAAAAAUAAUACACAAAAGUAGUAAUUGAAGCGACAAAUUCGAAAGAGCGAACUGGCAACAUUGUAACAUGCGAGCUACUGGUACUGUGAUCCUCAGGAACACAGAAAUAUAUAAUUCAUGCCGAACGUAUUGUGAUUGAGACAAAAGAAUAAACCCUAUGGGGAAAGGAAAAAAAAUAAAACUCGUAAAUGCU
This is a messenger RNA of Schizosaccharomyces japonicus yFS275, 1906 nucleotides long. RefSeq names its product glucosidase II Gtb1. The record is from RefSeq and is a predicted model, not a curated record. NCBI's taxonomy places the organism in Eukaryota, Fungi, Ascomycota, Schizosaccharomycetes, Schizosaccharomycetales, Schizosaccharomycetaceae. The transcript is spliced from 6 exons. Gene Ontology annotation, molecular function: enzyme regulator activity. Gene Ontology annotation, cellular component: endoplasmic reticulum lumen. Gene Ontology annotation, biological process: N-glycan processing. The coding region runs from base 167 to 1681 and encodes 504 amino acids.